AUGAACAGACUCCGAUGUCCAAUAGUCACCAAACCCGAUGGAUCCAAAGCCUUAGAAUUACAACUGGAUCUUAGCAACUACAAACCAGAAGAAAUCAACAUUAAAACCGCAGGAAAAGAAUUGUCUGUCCAUGCCAAACAUGAAGAGAAGACGGAAAAUUCCUCAGUUUACCAAGAAUUCACCAGAAAAUUCACCUUACCAGAAGGAGUAAACCCAGAGAAAGUGGAAUCAACUUUAUCGAAGGAUGGAAUUUUGACUAUUUCUGGACCAGCUGACAAUGCUUUGGAAGGACCAAAAGCAAUUCCCAUUGAACAUAAAUAG
Messenger RNA from Lottia gigantea (owl limpet), 321 nucleotides. RefSeq lists its product as hypothetical. The coding region runs from base 1 to 321 and encodes 106 amino acids. NCBI's taxonomy places the organism in Eukaryota, Metazoa, Mollusca, Gastropoda, Lottiidae. The record is from RefSeq and is a predicted model, not a curated record. The transcript has a single exon. Gene Ontology annotation, molecular function: protein folding chaperone. Gene Ontology annotation, biological process: protein refolding; response to heat.